Molecule: messenger RNA, 755 nt
Organism: Dipodomys spectabilis (banner-tailed kangaroo rat)
Lineage: Eukaryota; Metazoa; Chordata; Mammalia; Rodentia; Heteromyidae
Product: keratin-associated protein 10-3-like
Exons: 2
Coding region: 1-693 (230 amino acids)
Cellular component (GO): keratin filament
Source: RefSeq, a predicted model, not a curated record
AUGGCCGCCUCCACCAUGUCCGUCUGCUCCAGUGACCUGAGCUAUGACAGCCGGGUCUGCCUGCCCGGCUCCUGCGAUUCCUGCACCGACGCCUCCUGGCAGGUGGACGACUGCCCAGAGAGCUGCUGCGAGCCCUGCGGCGCCCCCAGCUGCUGCCAGCCCCGCGGCUGCGCCCCCGCCCCCUGCCUCACCUUCCUCUGCUCCCCAGCGGGCUGUGCGUCCAGCCCCUGCUGCCAGUCCGUCUGCGCCAGCUGCUGCACACCCUCCUGCUGCCAGCCGUCUAGCUGCCAGCCCUGCUGCUGCCCCUGCUCAGCCUGCCAGGCAUCCUGCUGCAUGCCUGUCUGCUGUAAGCCCGUGUGCUGCGAGCCCAUGUGCUGCACACCCGUGUGCUGUGAACCCGUGUGCUGUGAGCCCGUGUGCUGCGGGGCUUCCUCCUGCUGCUGCCAGCCGUCCAGCUGCCAGCCGUCCAGCUGCCAGCCCUGCUGCCUCCCCUACCCGCCGUCCUCCAGCGUGUCCCUGCUGUGCAGGCCCAUGAGCAGGCCCACCUGCUGCGUGCCCACCUCCUCCUGCUGUGCCCCCUGCUGCCAGCCCGGCUGCUGCCGCCCGGCGGCCUCAUGCGUGUCCCUGCUAUGCCGCCCUGCCUGCUCCCGCCAGGCCUGCUGUGGCGGCUCCCCGGGCCAGUGCAGCUGCUGAGCUCUAGAGUGUCCUCUAAGUCCUGUCCUCACCACAGCGUCACUCCACUUCCUGCCCCACAA